CUAGCUUCUUUUUAGCAUACCAGUAACUUGACGUGUUUGUUUUGCGACAUACGGAGUUCCUUUUUGGUACACUACUAGAUCUACACAUCAAUUCAAGCAGCCAUUUCCUGAAAAGUGUGCCGAACGAGCCCAUCCGGAGGAGAUGGCAGCGUCUUCUUCGUCAUCCUCUGCGGGAGGAGUGAGCGGCAGCUCGGUGACUGGCUCCGGGUUCAGCGCUUCAGAGCUCAUCCCUCCGAGAAAAGUGCUGUACACAUAUCCAAAGGGUGCAGGGGAGAUGAUGGAAGAUGGUUCUGAUAGAUUUCUAUGCGAGUCUGUAUUCAGCUACCAAGUUGCCUCAACACUGAAACAAGUUAAACAUGAUCAACAGGUAUCUAGAAUGGAGAAACUUGCAAGCUUGGUGGAGGAGCUGGAGGCAGACGAGUGGCGCUACAAACCUAUUGAACAGCUGCUGGGAUUUACACCAUCUUAAAACUAUUCCGAUGCCUUUGGUUUAUUAUUGAGCCAAAUAGAAUGGAAAACACAGGAAUGUUUCAUUUUAUCUCAUCGAUCAUGACUGAAUGGGUAAAUGCUAAGUAUGAAAUGUUUCCUGCAGAUAAGGAAUGUGAGAUGUGAUGUUUUAUUAUUUUUACAGAUGCAUGUUUGAGUUGUUAUUCUUUACCCCAUGUAUAUUAUAGCAACAGUUUUCUAGUAAACCUUCUUGUAUAAAGUGAUAACUUCAUACAAUUCAGCUUUUUGUAAUAGAUCAAUUUGUUUUUCAUGUCCUUGAAGAUGCUAAGAGGGUGUUUUUAAGGCACAGCCUAUGUGAUGUAAUAAACUGCUGGAAGUGGAGUGUUUCCACAUAACUGUGGUGUGACUCCUAAAUUUUGGAACCCGCUGUUUGGUCAGGCUCUUCGCUUCGAUCUCUGCUCCCUCGCUGUUGCUCUCCGUUCAAACAAAACACAGAGAACUUGUAA
Salarias fasciatus (jewelled blenny) is the source of this 953-nucleotide messenger RNA. It is a transcript of the gene anapc16, whose product is annotated as anaphase promoting complex subunit 16. The record is from RefSeq and is a predicted model, not a curated record. Gene Ontology annotation, cellular component: cytosol; kinetochore; anaphase-promoting complex. Bases 143 to 469 code for a protein of 108 amino acids. Gene Ontology annotation, biological process: protein ubiquitination. Lineage: Eukaryota; Metazoa; Chordata; Actinopteri; Blenniiformes; Blenniidae. The transcript is spliced from 4 exons.